AUGUUAUUUGGAUUAUGUCACUCGACAUAUUCAGAUAGCUCGUCCUCAUCCUCAUCUUCAUCGUCUUCAUCUUCUGAUGAUAAACAGAAAAAGAAGAAAAAGAAAAAGGCCAAAGGAAAGUCGAGUAAAGAUGAAAAGGAGAAGAAGAAAAUGAAGGACAAACCAUCGUCGAGUAAAAAACAGGAUAAACAUAAGAAGGAUAAGGACAAAUAUGCCUUGAAAGUUCGAAACAAGGAAUUAGCACGUAGAAGGCAGGAGAGUAGCAGCAGUGAGGAUGAAGAUGAAGACAGACAAAAGCAGAGUUCAAUGGCUCUAGGAAAACCUGAUGAAGAAAAUGUAUAUGACAACGUGCUACACCAACCACCGAUCAUCACCGCGAAACUUGUCGACGUUCCACUUCCCACUGCCCCAACCACACUGACGGCGAUGUUCUAG
Messenger RNA from Haemonchus placei, 435 nucleotides. NCBI's taxonomy places the organism in Eukaryota, Metazoa, Nematoda, Chromadorea, Rhabditida, Trichostrongylidae. The record is from the annotation of a GenBank genome assembly.